This is a messenger RNA of Ostrinia furnacalis (Asian corn borer), 1450 nucleotides long. RefSeq names its product golgin subfamily A member 7. NCBI's taxonomy places the organism in Eukaryota, Metazoa, Arthropoda, Insecta, Lepidoptera, Crambidae. The coding region runs from base 158 to 643 and encodes 161 amino acids. Gene Ontology annotation, cellular component: palmitoyltransferase complex. The transcript has 3 exons. The record is from RefSeq and is a predicted model, not a curated record. Gene Ontology annotation, biological process: peptidyl-L-cysteine S-palmitoylation; protein targeting to membrane.
GAGAACUGUGUCUCCGUGCUCAAUUUAUGUGAAUUUAAACCGUGAGAUCAAUCUAUUGCCGUAAGGUUUCUCUUCGUAUUUCAUCUCCGAACUAAAUACUAUGCUUUACUUGUGAUAUAAACCGGUUAUUUGGUGUAGCGACUGUGUUUGUGCAACAAUGGCUAAUAAUCGUAUUCCGUCGGGUCCCAACACUCCUGGAAGCACCCAGACGCCUACGCAGCAAGGUGUGAAGAUAUUUAUACAAAGGGACUACUCCGAAGGCACAGCAGUGAAGUUCCAGACCAGAUUUCCGCCAGAACUCGAAGACAGAAUAGACCGCCAAACGUUUGAAUACACGAUGGAGAGGUUGAACGAACAUUUUGACAUGGCCGAGACAGCAGACUGCAGCACGUACUGUGAGGGUUGCCUCGCUUGCCUCACCGCUUAUUUUAUUUACAUUUGCACAGAAACACACUAUGAAAAGCAUUUACGGAAAGUAUCAAAAUUCAUAGCGACACAGAAUGAAAGAAUUUACAAUCCAAGAGGCAUACACAUCACCGACCCCAUACUAAGGGGUUUGCGAGUAAUUGAGAUAACGGUGAUCGAUGUACCGAACUGCCAGAGUCCGACAGGUAACUCAACAUCAACUAUGAGGCACACUUGACCACCACACGACAGCAGGGAAUUCUUUAUGUAACAAACACGUUAUUGGUUUUAAAAACCAUUGUAUCGUGCGCCAGUGUUAUUCUGUAUCGAUAACACGACCAGGACUUUAAAUUGAGAGAUUGCGAUGGACUAGUGAACGUAUAGAAUUCUUCCUGCAAUAAGUCGGAAUAAGCUGAUGUGAAUGUGGAAGUCGAAAUAUAUGAUGUGAAAUUUUCUUGAUGUCUAAGUUUUUUCACGGUGGUUGGUAACAUGAUAGGUUAAAGCAUGUUUAAGAGUUUGACAAAUGAGAUAAAAGAGCCUCGAACAUAUCUUGUAUAAAACAGUUGCUUUUUCUGGAAUCAUUUCUACCGAAUCAAGUAGUGUUGUGAAUAAAAUAAUCAUGCUAUGAAACUAACUACUGAAAGCUACAUUUAUUGGAAGUGUCUAUAUGGGAAUUGUUCUUUUAAAUGAAAAAAAGUGAACCUGUAUUUCAUACAAUACAGCUUUCUUUCUUCACUUCACUUUUCUAUAGCUUCAAAGUAAAAAAAGCAAGUAACUAAGUAAUGAAAUAAACAAUUUUUCUUUCUUUAUAUCAACUGAUCUAGCUCAUCUUUCAUUUGUCAAUCUCUUCAGUGCCAGGCGUUAUAGCCUUCCUUAUUUUGUAUAAUUCAUGGUGUUCAAUGUCAUGUUGAUCAGAUAUGUUUAAAUAUUCUUGCGUAUACAUACCAUUAGGCUCUUAAGUGAUGGAAUCAUGAAGAACUGCGUUUCAAAUGCAGCACAUUAUCUAUGAGAUGUUAGUUCUAUACGUAAUAAACUUAAUUGUGUG